Engraulis encrasicolus (European anchovy) is the source of this 2930-nucleotide messenger RNA. RefSeq names its product negative regulator of ubiquitin-like proteins 1 (gene nub1). Gene Ontology annotation, molecular function: protein binding. Gene Ontology annotation, biological process: regulation of ubiquitin-dependent protein catabolic process. The record is from RefSeq and is a predicted model, not a curated record. The transcript has 14 exons. NCBI's taxonomy places the organism in Eukaryota, Metazoa, Chordata, Actinopteri, Clupeiformes, Engraulidae. The coding region runs from base 286 to 2085 and encodes 599 amino acids.
UAAUGUAGCAAAACAAAAACAACAACCCCAUGUGAUGCGCUGUUGUGUGUGUCUGUGAAUAGGAAUACCGUUUAUAUUUCUUCUUGAAAUAAAAUUACUGUAAUAGAAAUGAGCAUCCUCUGUGAGGACACUGUAGGCUCUUUGCCAGAAUAGUUGUCAUCGAAGGAGAUUGGUUUGCAACCUUUACAGCUUGCUAGCUUGGAGGCUAAGGAGACAGUUUUCGGAAAUCCCCACUCUGAUUCAUUGGUUUCGAUUUUGAUAUAGAGGCACCUUCCGAACGGUAAAAUGGCAGAGCAAAAUAUUCAGUCUAAACUGGUAAAUUUGCUGAAAAACGACAAGAUACAACUCUGGAACCCCCCUUACACUACAGAGAAUGGAGUUGCACAGGAUCAAAUGCAUGAGCUUGCUGAAAAAUAUGCCCCAGUGGUGGACGUCCCUGUAGUGGAUGUGGAAAUAGCUCUGGAAAACAUCAGAACACAAGCUGUGCACAAGGGAUCUGGAAACAAGCUGUUCAGAGAGACAUGUGUCGCCACUUUGGAAAUUCUGCUCCCAAAAGAUGAGAGAAAGGACAAAAAGAAGAAUUACAUGGAAACCAGAUUAGAUGUCAAAGCUCAGGAAAUAAUGAACAGAAUAACAAAGGACUCCGGAUUGAAGUACAUCAAACUAAUUUUGAAUGGGAAGACAUUACUACCUGACAAGAGGCUGGACGAACAGAACGUGAAGAACAACAGCAAGGUGAUGGUGCUGAAGGUGAGCGAGCCGGAGGGCAAGAAGGCCAUGGUGGAGGAGGAGGAGAAGAAACGAUCCCAGGACGAGAGCAUGCAGCGCACACAGAAGGGCUUCCAGAUACUCUCCGAGAGAGAUGGCAGUGAGGACCCAACAACCACUCCAUUUUUGGAGAUUGCUGAUCAGAAGGGAAAUCCGCUUGUCAUCCCUGCUAGUGAAAAAAAGGCUCUGAUCCAGGCCAUGGGUUUCCAUGAGAAGGGCAGAGCGUUGAUGAAACGCAGACAGUACGAGGCUGCACUGUGCCACCUGCUGCAUGCAGACGCAGAGUUCAAUAAGUGUGGCUCGACGCUGCUGAACACGGUGGACAACUUUGCGGUGCUGCAGCUGGACGUGGUGUGGUGCUACCGGGCACUGGAGUCCCUCAGCUGCCUGGAGGACAGCAAGCAGCGGUUGCAGAGGGCCGAGGACUGCUUCCUCAAGUGCUACGGGGAGCACCAGCAGAGGCUGCUGCAGAUCAAGGGCAGCUCUGGAGGUGAGGAUGUGCUGUUCCUGAGGCUCUAUCUCCUGCAGGGCAUUAUCGCAUACCUGGACGGCAACGACAGGAAAGCCAAAGACAUGUUAAGCAAGGUGGAGGACCUGUACAGUCGGCUGCGUCUGGACACGGAUAAGCUGGACAUGCUGAUGGCCAUGGGCUUUAGUGGGCAGGAGGCUCGCCUCGGCCUCAGAGCCUGCCACGGAGACGUCAACCGCGCAGCACAGCACAUCAGCCAGAGGAGACAGGAGAAGGAGGAGAUGCGCAGUAGGGAGCGGCAGAAGAGGAGGACGCGGCAGGAGGGCAUCAACACGCUGGUGGAGCUGGGCUAUGCCAAGAGGGACGCGGCACGGGCACUGCACCAGGCUAAUGGGGACGUGGACAAGGCCUAUUUGAUCCUCCUGGAUGCAUCUGAUGCCAUGGAAGCCAGCAGCUCCGCAACAAGCCCCUCAGAGCCCAACAAACAAACCAUGAUAGAUCAGCUGGUCUACCUGGGCUUAGACCGCGAGGUGGUGGAGGCAGCGCUGAGGCUGACGGACUGGGACCCAGCGCAGGCCACACAGCUGCUGCUGGACAACCAGGGCUGCCUUCCCCCCGAGCUGCUCUCCCCCUCACCCCCCUCCACCUCCUCAGAGGAGCCCAGUACCUCAUCAGACUCAACCACCAGCACAGCCUCGGCGAGUCUGGACGCAGACCUGGUGAAUGAGGUCCUGGAGGACAUCCCUCAGCACGAGGAGGACUACCUGGACGUCUCCCUAGAUGAAGAGGGAGAGAUCAUCACACUCCUCAAGUCCUACCUGGAGAGGACCAGCAGCUCAACCUGCUGAAGACACACCUGUUCUGAUGACGCACACCUGGGGGAGUAUUCCAAGAACAUGGCUAAGUGAUGAGUCUGGCUAAGUUAACCUGCAGGAAGUGGUAAAUAUGAUAAUAGAUAGUCCACAGGUGUCAUUUAGUUCUGAAAUUACGGAUUCCAGGCUCUUCUAUUAGAUGAUUUACCACUGCCUCAAGGUUAACUUAACCUGGAUUACUACUUAGCCAGGUUCUUGGAAAACUCCCCUGGUUCUGAUGACACACACCUGUGCAUUUCAAAAGCACUUAACUGACAGAUUGUUUUUCAUUUUAUUUUUUCGGUUGAAGGUUUCAGGAGACUUGUUUAGUAAUAAUAAAUGAUAAUAAUUAACUAAGGAUACUUGAAGGGAUUUUGAGGCCAUAGAUUGAUUAUUUUGUUCAGGGAUUUAAGAAGAGGAGUUUUGUGUUGGUAUUGGUUGGGAUCAUCGAUUGCUUUUGUUUUUGUUGUCAUCAUUGAGUUCAUUUGAAAAAAAAACCACAAUGCAAUAUUAAAUAAUUGCCAUACCUAGAGACAUUGCUCUCAAGAAAGUUUACAUUUGGGCCACAACACUGGCAAUAUGUGAAGCUGUUGUUGCUGCAUCUUUCAAAGAUUAUGAUUAUCAUACAAUAUUCAUUUAAAUUUAAAGAUUAUUAUUGUAAAGUUUAGGAAUUUGACUGGUAGGUCAAAUAUGUCUUUGCUUGUGUAGUUUAGUGAUUGACGUUUGCUCAUUUAAAAUGAUGCCAUCAUUUCAGGUUGCUGUUGUGCCUAAGAUUUGAGUUGGUCAUUUGUUAAUUGUGUUCCCAUAACCAGCAAUAAACUUGUGUUUGGUUUAUUUUAAAA